CGACUUGAAGAUUGAGUGGCUUGUCGUUAAAGGUGUUUGUGGUUUUGUACAUGGCGCUGCAACUUCAAACGAUUCAUGGAAGACUUUUGCUUCUGUAAUGGCAGCUUCUGUUGUAUCCAACAUGUUGAGUAACUCUUUUGUGUUUAGAGACUGGCCUCAUUACGGACUCCGAGGUACGUGUACAUUUUUGUCACAGCUUUGGUUGUGUCUUCCAAGAGAUCUUGUAACUUGCUUGAUUUCCUCGGUAUAGAAUAUCGCUAUCUGCUGAUGAAACAUGAAGACCAACAGUGGAAUUAAAUAUAUAUCAGAAAACUGAUAAACAUACGCAUUCUUUGUUUUUCAAUCGCAUUGCUCUGAAGAAAACUGAGAUACGUACAAGUUAACUUUUAAGUUAACUUAAAAGUAGUUCUAGUUCCAAUUUUAAAGUCAUGGAUAACGUUCUAAAAUUCCAGAUUAGAGGGGUUCAUAAGAAAUUACUCACUUUCUGCGGCUUCAUUGUAUUUCAUUAGUCUUAAAUGAAAUCUUUUAUCUUUCGUCUUAGAUUGUAGGUAUUACAAAUCGUUGAUUAAAGACGCUUAUCAAAUACCCUCUCCCCCAGCCCUCCUAAUUAUUGUUUUCGUGUCCAGACUAUUGUGCGCAGUAAGACGAACCCAGAUUUUCUUUGUUUACCUUUUUACGAAGUACCUCACUGUUACUGAGCGGUUUAAAACAUUGUUGAGUUCUAACUCUUAGCUUUUAUUCCCACCCAAUGAAUUUCAAUUCUUCAAGUCCAUCAAUUUCUCUUCUCUCUUUUCCGUGAGCGGGCUCACAUGAGAUUUUCAUCUUAAAUCAGCACUUAUUUUGACUCCUGCUUGUAACCCAUUUCACAAAUUUAGUAAGGUGUGUUUUAAUUCUCACUACAGUUUGACUUUCCUUUCACUUUUGCAGACAUUUCAACUGGAGAGGAGAGUUGCAAAAGUGACAACCCUUCAGAAAAUAAACGUAGAAGGCUUGCAGGUAUUGUAACAACACACGUGAAAAAAUACUGCAUUUUUUCACGUGUGUUGAUAUAGUCAAUCAGCUGCUGACACGUCACUCGUCUUUCGCGCCUCUCGGUUAGGUUGAUGAAUGAAUGGCAAAGCGUGGCAUAGCGUCGCAAAGCGUUUGGUUUUUUUUUCUCAAACCAAGGUUGUUUAUUUCUGAAAUGUGCACAAACUAUGGCUGAUAGAUUCGUUUUGCUUACAGAUACAGACGUAGAAAAAUUUAUCGACAUUGAAGAAAACAGAAACACAGAAAGAAAAACCGAAGGGGACUUGAGUUUGGUUAUGGUGUUUCUCGCGAGGGAGAAAGAGAAUCGAAAAAUUGAAGAUCUGCCACCGGCCGAAUUAGAUACCUACCUGAGCAGAUUUCUGCUAUCGGAACGGAAAAAGUCUGGCGAAGAGUACAAACCAGCAACUCUUAAAGGAAUCAUUUCUUCGGUUGAACGCUAUCUGAAAAAACGGGGCUACAGCGACUCAAUAAUCACGGGUCAACCGUUCGCCAAAACGCGAGAUGCAUUGAAGUCAAAACAGAAACCGCUGAAAUGGCUUGGCAAAGGAAAUAAACCAAAAGAUGCAGCUAGUUUCGACCAAGAGGAGAUUGAUCUACUUUUCAGGAAUGGAGUCAUGGGAAUUCAUUCGCCUCAAGCACUCAUUAACACGCUGUGGUUCAACAACUGUUUACACUUCAACAUAAGAGGAGGAAAAGCGCAUCGCAGCCUGAGAUGGGGAGAUGUUGUCUUCAAAACCGACUGUAAUGGUAAAGGAUAUCUUGAAUACUCAGCUGAAAGACAAAAAAGAACAAGACCUGGCGAUAAUUCACUAGACAGAAGACAAAUCAAGCCUCAAAUCUACGAGAACCUUACAAUGCCCAACGAGCGAAAUCCCGUUUCAGCAUUCAAAUUGUACAUGACUAAACGGCCAAAGGAAACUCUCGUCGAUGGGUCGCCAUUCUACCUAACGAUAAACCAUCUUAGCAAAGAAAAGUUGGCCUUAUCAGGUGCGAAAUGGUUCAAGUCUCAACCUAUGGGAGUGAACAAACUAAAUACUUUGAUGAGAGAAUGUGCGAAGGCAGCUGGUCUUGACACAAAUAAGCAAAUCACCAACCAUAAUGCAAAGGAAACGCUUUGUCCAGAUAACUGGCCAAAAGAAUCCUCAGUCUAUCAAUAACUACAGCUUAUUGGGAGAAAAGUAGCAAAUGGCAAAUUCAACCCUCCUGUCGACAACAUGUUCAAGCACUUCUGUCUCGCAGCAGCUUCAAUCGCAAACAGUGCCGCAGCCGGUGAUACAACAAGAAUUUUCUGGCAGGUUCGUGCCCGGUGAAAGUUAAUUGUUUUAAAUCUCUCUUUCAAGGAAAUUAUAUUUGUGGAGGAACAUUUAACGUUCAUGUUUCAAGUUCAGCUUCCACCAGUACGAUGGUCAAGGAAAGUCCAUAAAGGAAGAAAAAGUUUCGGAGACUGCAAGUGUUGGACAGUCAGGAAAGCAGCUAAGAACUUUUGUGGUUUAUAGUUAAAACAGAUAACUGAUCAUUUUUUGAGUUAAAAGUUACACCCAUUGUUUUUGUUUUUGUUUUUUUGUAUUCUUGUAAUAAUAAUUCACAGCGUUUUUAAAUCUUGAUCCUUAUUACUAACGCUUUUUUCGCGGAUAGUGGAUCGUAAAUGUUCGUUUACAUUUUUUCAUUUAUUUAUAAAGUCGACUUUUCCUGGAAAGUAAAGCGCUAUUGUGCUAAUCUGAUGAAUGAGAUGAUACAUGGUUGCUUGGUCGCGCGCCCAUGGAUUAUUCUUUAUUUAUCAUUUAAACUACGGUGUUAUACAAGGAUUUCCAGCCCUGAUAAAAGUCGUAACAACACACGUGAAAAAAUACGAUAAUUUUUUACGUGUGUUUGAUAUCACCAAUCAGCUGCUGUCACUUACCUUUCGCGCCACUCGGUCAGGUUAAUGAAUGAACGGCUAAGUCUUCGCCAUUCUCAAUCCAUGGUCGUUUGUCAGAGUUCUUUCAGAGUAUAGCUGCUAAAAUACUAAUAAAUCCGUACAGACAGUGACGUUCAAAAUUUGCAAGAAGGGGAGGAAAACCAAAAUUCAAAAUAACUGAGAAAUUUUUAUAAUGAAAAUUAGGCCCACAUUUUGUGUCUGUAGUGAUUCAACGCAUGUUUUCAUCUUGAGUGCGCCAAUGUACUUUAUGAUUUUUAUUCGUAGUGUCGAUCCUUUCAUUUUAAUUCAUCAAUAAAG
Pocillopora meandrina is the source of this 3244-nucleotide messenger RNA. NCBI's taxonomy places the organism in Eukaryota, Metazoa, Cnidaria, Anthozoa, Scleractinia, Pocilloporidae. The record is from the annotation of a GenBank genome assembly.